Molecule: messenger RNA, 1358 nt
Organism: Eucalyptus grandis
Lineage: Eukaryota; Viridiplantae; Streptophyta; Magnoliopsida; Myrtales; Myrtaceae
Product: galactinol synthase 2
Exons: 4
Coding region: 124-1137 (337 amino acids)
Molecular function (GO): glycosyltransferase activity
Source: RefSeq, a predicted model, not a curated record
CCUCUCUCCCUAACAACCAAAACUCCAUAUCUUCCUUUCCUUUCCUUUCUUCCUCAAAGUUUUGCAACUUCUUGUUAGUUAUCAUCAUCUCUUUCGUUUGCGCUCUUUUCUUGAACUCAUAGGAUGGCACCGCCUGUGGCAAUGACCGAAGCAGUGAGUGGUGAGAAUGAAGUCAUCGCUGGCGGCAACGUGCCAAAGAGAGCGUACGUUACGUUCUUGGCCGGGAACGGCGACUACGUGAAGGGCGUGGUCGGGCUGGCCAAGGGGUUGAGGAAGUCGAAGGCGGCGUAUCCGCUUGUUGUGGCGUGUCUGCCCGACGUACCAGAGGAGCACCGCCAGAUCCUCGAGUCGCAGGGUUGCAUCGUCCGUGAGAUCGAGCCGGUGUAUCCCCCCGAGAACCAGGCCCAGUUUGCCAUGGCCUAUUAUGUCAUCAACUACUCGAAGCUUCGCAUUUGGGAGUUUGUGGAGUACACAAAGAUGAUAUACUUGGAUGGAGACAUACAAGUUUUCGACAACAUUGAUCACCUCUUUGAUGCGCCAGAUGGCUUCUUCUACGCGGUUAUGGACUGCUUCUGCGAGAAGACCUGGAGCUCGUCCCUUCAGUACAAGGUCGGAUACUGCCAACAGUGCCCCGAGCGUGUGCCGUGGACCCCGGAGCUCGGCCCGCCCCCGCCGUUGUACUUCAAUGCGGGCAUGUUUGUGUUCGAGCCCAAUCUCUUGACUUACCUUGACCUGUUGAAGACCGUCAAAGUCACCUCUCCUACCUCAUUUGCUGAGCAGGAUUUUCUGAACAUGUACUUCAGGGAUAUAUACAAGCCAAUCCCUCCAACGUAUAACCUUGUUUUGGCGAUGCUAUGGCGUCACCCAGAAAAUGUUGAUGUUGAGCGAGUGAAGGUUGUUCACUAUUGUGCGGCGGGGUCAAAGCCAUGGAGGUACACUGGGCUGGAAGAGAACAUGCAGAGGGAAGACAUCAAGAUGCUGGUGAAGAAAUGGUGGGACAUCUAUGAGGAUGAAGCUCUGAACUACAAGAACGCCACUUCAGACAGCUCCACAAAGUUCGGGCCCUUCAUUGCUGCUCUAUCUGAGGCCGAGGCUGAUGCUGGCGUUCAACAGAGAACUGCUCCGUCUGCAGCUUAAACAUAUAACGAUAUAAUCAUCAUAAUUAUCACCUUUUAUGUUGCUCUUGGUUGGCUUCCUUUUUCUUUUUCUUUCUUGACCUUUUCUUGGACUUACUCUACUCUAGACAGAAGAAUGUCAUGAGCUGUGUUGAUUAUGUGAGUUGCCACCCAUGGCAUGACUUCUAUGAGAUAAAUAAAUAUCGAGUGUUACAAUAAAAAUAGUCUUCUGAACCAUGGUCA